Drosophila sechellia is the source of this 650-nucleotide messenger RNA. RefSeq names its product Dorsal interacting protein 1 (gene Dlip1). Gene Ontology annotation, cellular component: nucleus. The record is from RefSeq and is a predicted model, not a curated record. Gene Ontology annotation, molecular function: zinc ion binding. The transcript is spliced from 2 exons. Bases 98 to 628 code for a protein of 176 amino acids. NCBI's taxonomy places the organism in Eukaryota, Metazoa, Arthropoda, Insecta, Diptera, Drosophilidae.
AUUUAAAAAAUUAUAAAAAAUCGAUGACUUCAUUAAUUUAUCGAUAAUUUUAACAUUUACUAGCCAAUUUAUAAACAAAACAUUUAAAUUCAAAUUUAUGGACAUCUUCGAGAGCUUCUGUCGCACGUGCGGGAACGAGUGCCUGGAAUCGCUGUCCAUUUACGAUGAGAGUGCCCUAGUGCUGGACAAGAUGGUGCCCAUUGCGGAUAUGCUAGCGUCCUGCCUGCCCGUCUCCUUGCCUCCACUGGAUCCAGAGGACGACUAUCCCAAGCAGAUCUGCCGCAUCUGCGUGAAGAAGCUGUCGAUGGCCUACGAGUUCAGCCACCAGUGGCUGUGCGCCCACGGCGAGUUUAACGUGGCCCUAAAGUUCGAGCAGCGCAGAAGGCGCAGCCAGGCCAGCAAAUCCCAGUCGCACACGCAGACCCAAACUCAUCCGGUGGAGCCGAGGAAUGAGCCCACGGUGUUGGCGGAAGCAGUGUCGACCAAAAGAGCAACUGCUCCUCCCACCACCGCGGCCAACUCCAGCAGCGACUCCAUACCGGCCUUCAAGUGCGGCAUCUGCAGCGAAUGUUUUUACACGGAGAAGGCCUGCAAAUUCCACUUAAAGUUCUCGCACAAGGAUCUUUAAAGAUCUUUGGUGUUUUAACAUA